CCUCCCUCCCUUACUACUGGCGGCUGGAGCUAGGGGAGCCGGUGCCACACGGGAGCCCGGCACCGAGCGGAGCAGCCUCGUCGGCUCUGCUCCCAUUCGCGUCCCCCCCUUCCCCUCGGCCUCCGCCCCUCCCGCACUAGCCCGGACCCCACCCCCUUGGUUCCGACCCGGCGGGGCUGCGAGCCGAACCACUGGCGCCCGGUUCGGUUCGGGCGGUGCCGGUUCCGGUCCCGGUCCCGGCCCUGGAGCAAGGGGACGGGGCGGGGAUGCUGCUCUCCAAGAUCAACUCGCUGGCCCACCUGUGCUCUGGGUCCGGCGGGGAGCUGCACCCGGCCAAGCUACAGCCAGGGAAGGACAAGGAGCCCCUGGAGAAGCUCUACCAGGUGGGCCCACUGCUGGGCAGUGGUGGCUUUGGUUCUGUCUACUCGGGCACCCGCCUGUCAGACGGCGCCCCGGUGAGUAGAGCCUGGACAGUGACCCCCACCCCCACCCCUGCAGCCCGCUCCCCAUGCAUGCUGCUCUAUUGAUCUCCACCUUUGCAUCCCUUACCCAGUUACAUCUCCUUUGCUUUGCCCUGGCAUAACCACCAUCUUGCAUCCCUUCCAUUGGUCCCUUGUUUGCCUCCCCUCUUUCUGGGGUUGCCUGACCUGAUUCUGAUUGUCUGUCUGGUUCUGUUUG
Molecule: messenger RNA, 678 nt
Organism: Chrysemys picta bellii (western painted turtle)
Lineage: Eukaryota; Metazoa; Chordata; Testudines; Emydidae
Source: RefSeq, a predicted model, not a curated record